AUGAUAACUAGCGAUGUGGAGGUUGGAGCAGGAGAUAGCACUGGUCAUACCGUCCAAUUUCUACUUGAUUGUAAAGAAAAAGGUCGUGAUCUUGGCAAUCUACGUCCCCCAUCAAUUUUCAUGGUUCCUAGACUCUAUCGAGAUCUCAAUUCAAGAUCUUUUACCCCUAGUCUUGUCUCUAUUGGACCUCUUCACAGACGAGAUAAAAAUUUGCAAAAGUUUGAAGUUCAAAAAAUGCCUUAUUUACAUUAUUUAUUGGAUCUAUCUACUUCCAACCCAGAGCAAACGUUACAAGAAUGUGUGCAAAAGGUGAGUACGAAGAUUGAACAAAUAAAAGCAUGCUAUGAAGAGUCAACGACUUACAACGAUGACGAACUUGCUAGAAUGAUGGUAAUAGAUGCUUGUUUCAUACUUUAUUUCAUUCAUCUUCUUUCACAACAUGAUGGACCAUUUCAGGGAAACUGGUCGAUUGCUCCAUUAACAGUUCGAGACCUGGUUUUGAUAGAAAACCAAAUCCCGUUUUUUGUUCUUAAAGACAUCUUUGAAUCUACUAUUCUUCAUUUUAAACCAAAUACCUCUCUCACUAACCAUAUUAAAAUACUUCUCCGCUAUUACAACUUCUUUGGAGAAUAUAUAAUAACAAGCAAUAUAAGCGUUGAAACCACCGAUCAUGAUCAUAUUCUUGGCUUUCUUCACAAAUUUUUACAGCCUACAAAUGAUUUCCCAUCAGCAUCUUAUUCAUAUCCAAAGAGGCACUCCGCCUUGGAGCUCGAUAGAGCUGGGGUAAACUUUAGGCCUAAUGAAGAUGUAAAUUGGGUAAUAGCCAUGGAAAUGAAAUUACCCAGGUUUUCAUGGUUCCCAUGGUUUUGGUGUAAGCCUACAUUGAGGAUGCCAAAACUGCAUGUUCAUGAUAACACUGAGUUGAUAAUAAGGAACCUGAUUAUGUAUGAACAGGCUUGUCUACUUACUAGAUACAUUACAGCAUAUGCUUGGGCCAUGGAUAUGCUAAUCGAUACUGCUGAGGAUGUUGCCAAGUUGAUAAAGUCAGGGGUCCUGAUAAACGAUUGUGGUUCUAAUGAGAAUGCUGCUAAUAUGAUAAACAGAAUAUGCGAAGAUGUCGCAUUAGAUGGUUUUUAUUAUCAUCAAGAGUGGCAAGAUCUGGAUACAUACUAUAAUAGAUAUUGGCCCAAUGCUGCUGCAGGGUUGAAGCGGACAUAUUUCAGUAGUCCAUGGCAUAUGGUUGCUGUAUUCGCUGGAAUUAUUUUGUUUAUUCUUACCAUAGUUCAGACAAUCUUUACAAUCAAGGCUGCAAAUCCGAUAAUUGUAACUAAACAUUAG
This is a messenger RNA of Lactuca saligna, 1338 nucleotides long. The record is from the annotation of a GenBank genome assembly. Lineage: Eukaryota; Viridiplantae; Streptophyta; Magnoliopsida; Asterales; Asteraceae.